Molecule: messenger RNA, 8206 nt
Organism: Mesoplodon densirostris (Blainville's beaked whale)
Lineage: Eukaryota; Metazoa; Chordata; Mammalia; Artiodactyla; Ziphiidae
Gene: GOLGA3
Product: golgin A3
Exons: 24
Coding region: 509-5005 (1498 amino acids)
Source: RefSeq, a predicted model, not a curated record
AUUGCCCGGCUUCCUGUUGGAGUUGGUCUGGCAAGUCCGGGAGCUGCGUUUCUGACAAGGGAAAGAACCCCAAACUCACUUUUUCAAAUCCGCCUCGGGCCAAUUGUGGGUGGGCUCGAUCUCGACACUGCAGCUGGAGCAGUCCCGGCCCGAGGGCGGCUUCUGGCUAGCAGAAGAGGACCUUCUGUCUUCCGGAACGGAGGCUGCGCGCACUCGCUGUUUCCGGGGGGCCGGACUCCGUCGCUGUGCCGCGCUCCCCCUCGCGCGGGGCCACGUCUCCGCCUGAGCGGCCGGGCGGGGCGUUCGCCGUGGCUUCCUCAGCGCCGGGGUACCAUGAUAUUACUUGGUUUGAUUUCAGGCCAUUUGUGAGACUUUAUGUCUUCCGAAAAUGGCAGACCUAGUGUGGUCCAUCCCAGGAGCUCUUGGCCGUUGCUGAUGGCAGAAACCAAACUCGCUCGCAGUUCACUUGCAGCCCCCGAGUGUCAGCCCAGCCCGUGUCACCCUAGCCAUGGACGGUGCAGUGGCCAUACAGGAAGGCCUGUUGGAGGACAGACCCAGCAGUGGGAUCUUGGCUGGCCCCGAGGCCCCGCCAGAGCCCACUGGCUCCCUGACAUCACUGGACCAGCGGGAUGAAGCCCAGUGUGCCGGUGUCGAGGUAAACAGAGCUUCAGAUGAAGGAGGAAGCCAAGGGGACACCUGUCCGAAUGGGCCAGCGCCACAGUUCCCAGACCCUCCGCUGUCAGUGGGUCCUGAAGCCUCUCCAGGUGUGGCUGAUUUCCAUGACAACCUAAGGAAGUCUCAGGGGACUAGUGCUGAGGGCAGUGUUAGAAAAGAAGCUUUGCAGUCCCUCAGACUCAGUCUUCCUAUGCAAGAAACGCAACUGUGCUCAACAGAGGCUUCAGUGCCCCUGGAGAAGGAGGAGGAGGUCCGACUUCAGGCUCGGAAACGGCUGGAAGAGCAGCUCAAACAGUACAGGGUGAAGCGCCAUCAGGAAAGAUCAAGUCAACCUGUAACUAAAACGAGACUUUUUAGCACACUUGAUCCUGAACUCAUGUUGAACCCAGAAACCUUACCGAGGGCCAGUGCCGUGGCUAUGACCAAAGAAUAUUCCUUCCUGCGCACCAGCGUCCCUCGGGGGCCGAAGGUGGGCAGCUUAGGGCUCCUGGCACAUCCUAAGGAGAAAAAAAGUUUCAAAUCAAGCAAAAUUCGGUCUCUGGCUGAUUACAGAACUGAAGAUUCCGACGCUCGGAAUUCUGGUGGAAACGUUCCGGCUCCGGACUCUGCCAGGGCCUCCCUGGAGCAGAACCGAGGCAGUGGGACAUCAGUGGUGUCCGAGCUCAGCCUGCGUCCCGAGGCCGACGCCCGCCUGGAGGAUGCGUCCCUGACGGGGGACAGUGUGUCUGAGGCUGACGGGACCGAGAGUGACAGCUCCUCCUAUAGCAGCGUCUCUGCCCGAGGGACGGCUGGCCUUCCGGUGGACACGGGGGGUGUGCGCCAGGCCCCCUCUGGGGUCAGCAGCCGGGAGAUCGCCGCUGGUGCCCUGGGCCAGCUCCCCUCCAUCUCGGAUGUCCUCCAGGCCGCAGCCGCCGAGCACCAAGAGCAGAGGCAGAAGGUCAACGGGGAGACGCGGCGCCGGGCCGACAGCAUCUGCAGCAGCGUGUCCGUGGAAAGCUCUGUUGCUGAAACUCAUGAUGAAAUGUUGCAGGUUCUUAAAGAAAAAAUGAGACUCGAAGGACAGCUGGAAGCUUUAUCAUUAGAGGCUAGUCAGGCACUUAAAGAAAAGGCCGAGCUGCAGGCGCAGCUGGCCGCCCUGCACACGAGGCUGCGGGCACAGCUGGAGCACAGCCACAGCAGCCAGCAGAGGCAGGACUCGCUCAGUUCGGAGGUGGACACCUUAAAGCAGUCUUGCUGGGACCUCGAGCAGGCAAUGAGCGCUCUGCAGAACAUUCUGGAAGCCAAGAAUGCUAGCCUGGCCUCCUCCAACAGUGACCUGCGGUUGGCAGAGGGGCAGUACCAGAGACUCAUGGCCAAAGUGGAGGAGAUGCAGAGGAGCAUCCUCAGCAAGGACAACACAGUGCAUGACCUGCGGCAGCAGAUGAUAGCCUUGCAGAGCCAGCUGCAGCAGGUGCAGCUGGAGCGCACGACGCUGACCAGCAAGCUGAAGGCGUCCCAGGCCGAGAUUGCAUCCCUGCAGAGUGUCCGGCAGUGGUACCAGCAGCAGCUCGCCCUGGCCCAGGAGGCCCGGGUCCGGCUGCAGGGCGAGAUGGCCCACAUCCAGAUUGGACAGAUGAGCCAGGCGGGCCUCCUGGAGCACCUGAAGCUUGAGAAUGUGUCCCUGUCCCACCAGCUGACGGAGACCCAGCAGAGGUCUAUCAAGGAGAAGGAGCGCAUCGCUGCCCAGCUCCAGGGCAUCGAGGCUGACAUGUUGGACCAGGAAGCUGCCUUUGUGCAGAUUCAAGAGGCGAAGUCGAUGGUGGAGGAGGACCUGCAGAGGAGGCUGGAGGAGUUUGAAGAUGAGAAGGAGCAGCUGCAGAAGACGGUGGCCUCAGCAGCGGCCCUGGAGCAGCAGCUGGAGCAGGUGAAGCUGACUUUGCAUCAGCGAGACCAGCAGCUUGAGGCUUUGCAGCAGGAGCACCUGGACCUGUUGAAGCAGUUCACCUCGACGCAGGAGACUUUGCAGAGCAGGGAGCAGGCCCUCGGGGACCUGCAGGUACACUACGACGAGCUGCAGGCCAGGCUGGAUGAGCUGCAGGGGGAGGCCGCCGCCAGGGACGACGCCAUCCGUUUCCUGCAGAACGAGAAGAUCGUCUUGGAGGUGGCUGUGCAGGCAUCCCGGAGCGGCAGGGAGGAGCUUGAUAGAGAGGCGAAGUGCCGGGGAGAGGGUGCCCGGGACACGCCAGAAACUUUAGAGCAGCUGACACAGGAAUUAGCCAUCAGGUCCAGCCAGGUGGAGCACCUGCAACAAGAAGCUGCCUCCCUGAAAAAGCAGGCACAGAAAAUAAAGGAACAGUUUCUUCAACAAAAGGUGAUGGUGGAGGCCUACCGCCGGGACGCCACCUCCAAAGACCAGCUCAUCGGCGAGCUGAAGGCCGCAAAGAGGAGGCUGGACUCGGAGGUGAAGGAGCAGCGGCAGGAGGCCGUCAGACUUCAAGGGGAGAAGCGGGCUGCGGAGGUGCAGCACUCGCGUCUGCAGAGGGAGGCGUCACAGGCCCGUCAGCAGGUGGUGGAUCUUGAAGGGCACCUCCAGUCCACGCAGAGGGAGCGCGACGAGAUGGAGACGCACUUGCAGUCUUUGCAGUUCGAUAAAGAGCAGGUGGCUGCUCUCACGGAGGCCAACGAGGUGCUCAAGAAACAGAUAGAAGAGCUACAGCAAGAAGCCUCGAGGGCCAUCACCAAACAGAAGCAGAAGAUGAAGCAGCUGGGCUCAGACCUGAGCAGCGCACAGAAGGAGAUGAAGACCAAGCACAAGGCCUAUGAGCAUGCCGUGGGCAUCCUCAGCCGCCGCCUGCAGGAGGCCCUUGCGGCCAAGGAGGCGGCCGAGGCCGAGCUGAGCCAGCUGAGAGCCCAGGUGGCCGGCGGCGGCGGCAGCGACCACACCCUGCACGAGCGGGUCCAGGCCCUGGAGGCGGAGCUGCAGGCUGUGGGCCACAGCAAGAGAAUGCUGGAGGGGGAGCUGCAGGAGGUCAUCACGCUGACCGGCCAGCAGCUGGAGGAGCAGCGGGAGAGGGUGCUGGAGCUGGAGGACGAGCUGCAAGAGUCCAGAGGCUUCAGGAGGAAGAUAAAGUGCCUUGAGGAGUCGAAUAAGAAGUUGGCUCUGGACUUAGAGCAUGAGAGAGGGAAGCUUAUGGGCCUUGGACAGUCCAGCGCAGCCUUGAGGGAACACAACGGCAUCUUAGAGACGGCUCUAGCCAAGAGGGAAGCAGACCUGGUCCAGCUGAACCUGCAGGUGCAGGCAGUUUUGCAGCGCAAAGAGGAGGAGGACCGCCAGCUGAAGCAGCUCGUCCAGGCCUUGCAGGCCGCGCUACAGAAGGAAAAGGUGACGGUGCACAGCCUCAAGGAGCAGGUUGCUGCCGCCCAGGCGGAAGCGGGGCACAACCGCCGCCAUUUUAAGGCCGCCACCUUAGAGCUGAGCGAGGUGAAGAAGGAGCUGCAGGCCAAGGAGCGGGAGGUGCAGAGGCUGCAGGCGGAGGCAGACGGGCUCCAGAUUCAGGAGGGGAAACAUUCCCAGGAAAUAGCAAAGUUCCAGGCAGAGCUGGCAGAGGCCCGGACCCAGCUCCAGCUCCUGCAGAAGCAGCUGGAUGAGCAGCUGAGCAAAGAGCCCGUAGGAAACCAAGAGAUGGAAAAUCUCAAAUGGGAGGUGGAUCAGAAAGAGAGAGAAAUCCAGUCCUUGAAGCAGCAGCUGGACGUGACUGAGCGGCAGAGUAAACAGGAGGUGGAUGGGAUACAGCAGUCACUGCAGAAUAUUAAAUCUGAGCUGGAGAUGGUACGGGAAGAUCUGUCCCUGACCCAGAAAGAUAAAUUCAUGCUUCAAGCUAAAGUGUCGGAACUGAAGAGCAACAUGAAGACGCUGCUCCAGCAAAACCAGCAGCUCAAGCUGGACCUGCGGCGGGGAGCAGCCAAGACGAGAAAGGAGCCGAAGGGAGAAGCCAGCUCUUCCAGCCCCGUGACGCCGGUGAAGAUCCCUGACUGCCCCGUGCCGGCCUCGCUUUUGGAGGAGCUGCUGCGGCCCCCGCCUGCCGUGAGCAAGGAGCCCCUCAAGAACCUCAACAGCUGCCUCCAGCAACUCAAGCAGGAGAUGGACAGCCUGCAGCGCCAGAUGGAGGCACACGCGGUCACUGUGCACGAGUCGCUGUCCUCGUGGACGCAGGGGGACCCAGCCAGCCCCUCCCGCCUGGGCGAUCACGCCAACCCCAGAGGAGACAUGGAGCAACACGGUCGGAGCAGGGCCACGAGAGAGUGCUUUGGAAUGGUGACCGCCGAGCAUCCCCACCCCGAGUGUUUGUAGCUGACCGCAGGAACGCUCUCUUCUCUGUGUUAUUUAUUUGACUGUGUGCUCUAUUGUUUUUCUAAGAGAUGAAAGUUAAGUUUUGCAUUGGCCGUUACAAGGAGUAAAAUAACAAAACGAGAGUCGAGAAUUGAUGAUAGUCAUUUGCAGGUCACAACCAGCUUUUCCCACAAAGUGACCAAAUCUUAAAAACCUAAUUUAGGUCUCAGUGAGACAUUUUGAAUGUGUCUGAAGGGUUAUUUGCGGAAGGAGGUAUCUUAGGCCUGACCGUAGACGCUGUUCUCGGACGGUCGCUGGCGGAGGCAUUGCGUUGCUGCGUCCGGCUUCUCACUUUCCUGUCUGAUUCAGAAAGAGCUUUCCUUCCUGCAGGAGCAAGACUUCGUUUGUACCUUUGGUUUUUAUUUUAUUUUGUUUUGUUUUCAGUAGCCAUCUCUCCGUAGAACGUGUAUAUAAAUACCGGAAAUCAUAAUCUAAUCUUUAAAAAGUAUAUGCUCAUAUUAUUUAAGAAUGACCCGAAUUGUCUUUUUAUUGAUUGCCUUUUGAAAAUCUGCAGUUAGGAAGUAACGUAUGUGUAGGAUUUAGGAAUGUCAGAAAAUUAUGUUUUAAGAAACGUAAUUAUUUUAUUUACCUUCUAAAGCCAAAUAUUCUUAGGCAGAAGUUCUUUGUUAUUUUAGUUUCACUUAAUUUUGAGGGUCUUCCCUUGCCAUGAGUGCACAACGUCCACCUGUUUGACCCCUGGCCCUGCAUGGCCUCGCUCACCUUGGCCAACCCCCGGGGAAGGCCUGAUGGCCACCAGGACGCCCACAUAGACACCACGGUCAGCACACACUGACCUGAUGUGGAGGCGUGGGGAGAGGCCUCAAGAGGUGGGGCGGGGGGAAGCGAGGAGGAGGAGCACGGCCAGGGCUCCCACAGGCUCCAGGCCAGGGAGCACUUUGCCCUUGUGUAGCAACGUCCACCAGCGCCUGUGUGGUCGUCAAGAGAUAAUGCUGGCCUCUGUGUGGUGACAGCCUUCAGGGGGGGGAGAAGGCCCUUGACCCUCUCAUCUGGAGAGCAGCGAAAGGGGCAGGUCAGCACGAGAGGGUCUCCCGAGGUUUAUUUGCAAUCAGACACCCCAAGUGUGUGAGGUCCUGCCUAGAGUGACUGUGAGACUCAAGGUUUGUAAGCUUGCCCCUAGUUUGCUAAGAUGAUCUAAAAUAACGUUUAUUGUUCCAAGUUAGAGAAGAGAGAGAGAGAACGGGUCUGUGUGGCCCCCUGUGCAGGUGGGCUGGUCUGAAGAUGAAGUCUGCGGUGUUACUGAUCAGGCCAGACACGCUCGUGUCACCGCAUCACCUGGGUCUCUCUUGUGGAGAAGACAGCGUGGUGUUUUUAAUCUGCUUGUGUUCUCUCACAAUAUGCUGUUAGAAGGUUAAUUGAUAAUAUUAGAGUAGCAUUAAUCACAAAGAUGUUUAGUGUUUAAAAAAAUUCCCCAGCAAGUAUUGGAACGUCUAAAAUAUGUCUAUCAUUUGUACAGGGUUAAUCUUGGAAAUUAUACUUGAAACUUUAUUCUACUCUUCAUUUUAAGUUGGAAAUCGUUUUUGACAAAAUUGUUUCCGUACCAUUGGAAAAGAAAAAUGGUAAUUUAUGUUCUUAUUUAUUUUGGCUGCGAUAUCUUUUGUUUUAAUUUUAGAGCCAAGAAAUCACACUUAGCCUCAUUUUGUAGCUGCUUUCUUGCUCCUUGCUGAGGUCUUCCAGAAAAUCACAGUGUAUCUUCCUUAGGAAAGGAUAAAGGAAUCCUGAGUAUAUCCAUCAAGAGAAAGCCAGUCUCUGUUCCCCGCCCCUUUUCCCUUUGUCGAGUCACCCUCCGUGUGUGUACGUGCGCGUGUACGUGUGUGUGUACGUGUGUGUGUACGUGUGCAUGUGCACGCGCCUUCAGCAGCGCCUCGUCUGGGCUCCUGCUGUUAUCCUGUGCCAGCUUCAUCCUCUAGUUCUGUGCGCGCCUGGCCUGCCUCUGGCCUGAGCGCUCUGGCUGCCCCCCCCACCCCAUGUCCUGUGUGUUGUGCCCCUCGUGCUGUCACGUCUGGCCUGUAGUUCCUGAUCAGGGGCCCUUGUGUCCGGGCUUCCUUAACAAAUCACCCUGAAGGGGGAGGUUGGACUGAAUCUCCUGCUCUUCGUUUGCUGCGGGUUUUUUCUCUGAGGGGCUUUACUGGCGCUCCUGUCUCCCAGAGCUUGAUUCUUUAGUGAACCGAGUUUGAAAUAUUCUUCCACUGUGGGCAGAAGUGGGAAUUAGGAACUUCCUCAUGGAAAACAGCAGUCAACUCUGGAGCACGUGUAGAAACACGUUUGCUGUUGCGCUGUAUUUGUGUAUGUUGUUCAUCCUGUAUGUCGUGUCCUCACUGGAGAGCAUGUCAGCUUGGACACUUCGUGAUGUUAUGACUUGAUUUUCUUAUGUUCCAAAAAUAACUUGCUGCGAGUGGUUAUUGUUGAUUUUUCCACGGUACACAUCAGAUAGAUGCCACGGAUCUUUUAGAUUUACAUGCCUUUGUUCUACUAUUUGGAAGGUGUAACAGGCAGUGUCUUUGAUGAGAUGUGAAACUGGCUCACACUCUGGCCUGGGGUCCAGGUGCCAGGGUGGGCCUCGAGGAAGACAGCCUGUGGAACGCUGCAUUAGGAAAAUUCUCAUUCAGCUCCUCCUCGGUUUAAAGACUUUUCUUGGUAUAGGGAUACUGCAAAAGCCAUGGGCCUGCAAGGGCACCGUGACAUAUAUUCCUACUUCUCUGAGUAUUUUUUUAACGAAAAUUAAAUGUCGUGUGUAAAGAUUGCUAGUAGUGAAAGGGACCAGCGGAUCUGAAAGAGAAAUGUCCUGGAGCGUCCCCAAGGGCCGUGAUGUGCACAGGGCGGGGCGUGUGAGAGUCUCUCGGAGCCUCACUCAGGUUCACUCACUCCCCGCAGGGCGCCUCUCAGUGUAUGGUGGUCUCAGGUUACAACAGGAUCCUUGACAGGAAUGCUUCAGAGGAUCUAGAAAACUCGGUGGUUUUAAGUUAUUCACGUUUAAUAAAAAUUUCCUCAUUAAAAGGGAGUCCUCAGGUUGGGGCUAUUCAGGGGAAAAGUGUCACCAUGCACAAUGAAUUGUACCUUUAAAAAGCAUGUUGAUUUUUUAUAAAUUUAAGUGUGCUUGGGAAUUCCUUGAAUUUUGUGCAAUAAACUAUUUUUUGUUAAAGA